GACGCAUGACCACCUCAACAUGAACUGUUCUCAGCGAUCGCUUCCUCUCAUUUGGAAUACUCUUCGUACUAAUCCCUCUGGGUCGAAAACACCAAUCAAUCUACGAGCCUUCCUGUCACCGCCAUGCCGUUGUUACUCACCACUGCCAGUUCGGCCCGUUGGUCUUCGCUCCAGUCGCUCUCCGAAGCGUAACCAUCCGACGCAGCCUUUUCCAACGACACCAACAGCCCUCAAAGCACCUGAUAUCAACGCACCUAAUCCCUCAUUUCCUUGGACAGAUUACGAUGCACUUCCAUCCACUGGCUCGGUAUCUCGUUCCGACUGGGUUGACGUACCAUCCAAUCCCUCCGGCUUCAUUCAAUCCUCACAUCCAGCCGCGAGCCUACUAGCACAGCCUGCGCUAGUAGUUGUACGACAGCUUGAAAUGCUUAAUCUGUUCGUUGGUUUCGAGCAAGCAAAUCGAUAUCGAAUCUUGAAUCCCGCGGGCGAAACGGUCGGGUUUCUAGCUGAAGAGAACUCUGGAUUCACUGGAACUCUCUUACGUCAAAUAGCGGGAACACAUCGUGCCUUUCAAGCUAGCAUUUUGGCGGUCGAUGGAACGGAGCUACUGAGGAUUAGACGUCCAUUUAGUUUCAUCAAUUCUCGUAUCUCGAUCGAGUGUCCUCAUCGACAAAAGGUAAUUGGUGAAGCUCAACAAGAGUUUCAUAUCUGGCGACGUAAAUAUGGUCUCUUUACAACAAGUUCUGAUAAGAUAGGGGAAGAGACAGCAUUUGAACAAUUUGCAAAGAUUGAUGCUGGGUUACUUUCAUGGGAAUUUUUCGCUCAGGAUGCUGAUGGGAAAUUGAUGGGAAGUGUGAGUCGAAACUUUGCUGGAUUUGGACGUGAGAUUUUCACCGAUACAGGUCAAUAUGUGAUACGAUUUGAAGCAGUUGAAGAGGAAUUGAAACAAUUAGAUCAAAUUGCUAAAACCCCUAAGGAUUCAAUAACUGCCCAAGCUGCACCUGUAGCUGAAUCUCACCUUGCACAAGUGCCUAGUCGGGAGGUUCAUUCAACAGGUUUGACAUUAGAUCAACGGGCUGUUAUGUUGGCCACAGCAGUUUCAAUUGACUUUGACUAUUUCACCCGAUCACGCGGAGGAGGAUUGAUGCCUCCCAUGUUCUUUGGUGGUAGUUCCGAUGAACUUCAAUCAGGAGGAGCUACAAGUGGAACAACAGCUACAGGGCCAGAUCCACUCACCACUGGUGUAGGCGUUGGUGUGAUGGACGGAAUGUUAUCUCAAGCUGGCCAAGGUCGCGCACCCGAGCUUGAUUCAGAAUCUAGCGCUCAUGACGAGAAACAAAUCAGGCACGACGACAGUGCAGAUAUAGUUGAUAAUACACCUCCUGGUUGGAGUGAGACGCCUAUUGAUGAAGUUUGGGUCGAAGAAGAACUUGAAGAUCCUUGGAGUGCUUCAAAUGAGAAAGAAGAGAACGAUUGGGAUGAAUGGUGAUGAUGUGAAUUAGGAUUAGGAAUGCAAUUCGAAUUUCAUUUGCGAUCUUUCCUUCAUGUAGAUUCAUUAUUUUCUUACUGUUCUUUCUCACUCCAAGCGUUUCAAAGAUGUAAAGAUGGUUUGAGUUUUCGUUCGAGUGUAC
Melampsora larici-populina 98AG31 is the source of this 1631-nucleotide messenger RNA. RefSeq lists its product as uncharacterized. The record is from RefSeq and is a predicted model, not a curated record. The transcript has 3 exons. Lineage: Eukaryota; Fungi; Basidiomycota; Pucciniomycetes; Pucciniales; Melampsoraceae. Gene Ontology annotation, cellular component: plasma membrane. Gene Ontology annotation, biological process: plasma membrane phospholipid scrambling. Bases 20 to 1489 code for a protein of 489 amino acids. Gene Ontology annotation, molecular function: phospholipid scramblase activity.